This is a messenger RNA of Harmonia axyridis, 2005 nucleotides long. Its product is annotated as aromatic-L-amino-acid decarboxylase-like. The transcript is spliced from 4 exons. The record is from RefSeq and is a predicted model, not a curated record. Gene Ontology annotation, biological process: amino acid metabolic process; catecholamine metabolic process. The coding region runs from base 256 to 1779 and encodes 507 amino acids. NCBI's taxonomy places the organism in Eukaryota, Metazoa, Arthropoda, Insecta, Coleoptera, Coccinellidae. Gene Ontology annotation, molecular function: aromatic-L-amino-acid decarboxylase activity; pyridoxal phosphate binding.
UCCCGGAAUAUUUUCGCACAGACGAAGGGCGGAGAAAGGAGAGGUUCCGUAUAAAAAGAUCGCGUGGACCGACUGUCAAUCUAAUGUUUACCGAAACGUCUUGUCCACCUGCCCCACGCCAACAAUAAGUACUGUGCGUUUGUGUAGUUAUCGAAGCAACACAUCAUCUCGUCGAUGUUUAGAAGUUUCAACGCGUUGGUGUGAAAGUGAACCUGCAAAUUCAUUUCGGGGUAUUGAAAGUGAAUCUAUCCAGACAUGGAUAUCGAGGAAUUUAGGAAUUUCGGGAAGGCUGCCGUGGAUUAUAUAGCCGAUUAUUUCGAGACCAUUAGGGACCGUCCUGUUUUGCCUAAUGUGGAACCUGGAUACCUGAAAGAUCUCAUUCCAGACGAAGCGCCACAGGAAGGAGAACCGUGGCAAGAUGUCCUGAAGGACGUAGACAGAAUAAUUAUGCCAGGUCUAACGCAUUGGCAUUCUCCCAAUUUUCACGCUUUCUAUCCAACCGCAAACUCAUUUCCAGCAAUUGUGGGGGAGAUGUUGAGUGCUGGAUUUGGAUGCAUUGGACUCAGCUGGAUUGCUAGUCCAGCAUAUACUGAACUGGAAGUGGUGAUGAUGAACUGGCUCGGAAAACUUCUAGGACUCCCAGAAGAAUUUCUAAAUUGUUCCGAUGGUCCAGGCGGAGGUGUUAUACAGGGAUCGGCUAGUGAAGUCACUUUCAUCGGACUACUUGCUGCCAAAGAAAAAAAAGUUGCAGAGUUGAAGGCCCAAAACUGUCCUCUAACCGAUGCAGAAAUCAAGGGAAAACUUGUAGCAUACUCCUCGGACCAGUCAAAUUCUUCAGUUGAGAAAUCCGGUCUCCUAGGUUCGAUGCCAAUGAGACUACUCCCAGCAGACGAACACGGUAUUCUUCGUGGGAGUGUCCUAUUGGAAGCCAUUCGGAAAGACAAGGAAAAAGGUCUUAUACCGUGUUAUGUCGUUGCAAACCUUGGCACUACCCCAACCUGCGCAUUCGAUAACUUGGAAAAAUUCGGCCCAAUAUGUCAGAAAGAAGGUUUAUGGCUUCACGUUGAUGCUGCCUAUGCAGGUGCUGCUUUUGCUUGUCCCGAAUACAGGCAUUUGAAUAAAGGUGUUGAAUAUGCCGACUCCUUCAACUUCAAUCCCCAUAAGUGGAUGUUGGUAAACUUCGAUUGCUCGGCAAUGUGGGUUAAAAAUGCAAAAUAUCUAGUGGAAGCUUUCAACGUCGAAAGACUGUACUUGAAGGAUCAACACAAAGGUUUGGCCCCAGAAUACAGACACUGGCAAAUAGCUCUCGGGAGAAGAUUCAGAGCCUUAAAACUAUGGUUUGUCCUCAGAAUGUAUGGAGUUGAAGGUAUCCAGAAACAUAUCAGACACCAGAUCUCUUUAGCCAAGUAUUUUGAGGAUCUUGUUUGUAGUGAUAGCAGAUUUGAAGUGUGCUCUUCCAGUAUGGGACUGGUCUGCUUCAGACUGAAAGGAAUAGAUGCUUUAACUCAGAGGCUAUUAAAAAUUGUAGGAGAAAAGAAGUCGAUAUAUUGUAUUGCAGGUAACCAUAACCACAAAUACUGCAUACGAUUUGCUAUAUGCAGUAGGUUGACUGAAAAGGAAGAUGUUGAAUUCGCUUGGAAGGAAUUCAAAUCAGCUGCUCAUGAAGUGUUUGCGAUGGAAAAAACAUAUAAUAUUAUCGAUGAGAAAACAGAAAAAAAAAUUCACGAUAUUCACAUAACUUCACCAAUAUGUGAAAUAUUACAUGAAAAAACGAAAUAAAUCCUCUAACCCUUUAUCUCAUCCAACACACUUAUUAUAAUGUAUAAUUGAUCACAGUGUACCUAGAGGUUUCUAGUUUUUAGAGAAUAAUAAUAUUUUUGAGGAAUAAAUAAUUAUGUGAUAACACUUAUGAUAUUGAAUCUUCAUUAUCUAAUGGGAUGUAAUUGGAAUUAUUAUUGUCCACUGAGAAUUUGAACCAAAUAAAUUAUAUAUCAUUUGAACUCGA